UUGUUUAGUUAUUUGCAAUAAUUUCGUCAGAAACUUUAGUACAUUGUCGAUUGAAAACUUCUAAUAUUACCCUAUGAUUUUGCCCUAAUAUUGUCACUAUGGGUCGCAAGAACAAAUCGGCCACUCCAGAGAAUCAAGAAUCAUGUCAAAAGCUAAAUUUCUUGCACCAGGCAUCUCAUGCAGUUCUAGCUAUCAAUCCAGAAAAUAUCGAAAUGUCAAGAUUUUAUGCAAGCACGAUGAAAACAGUAGCAGAGAAAGUUGUAUUUAAAUUGGACCCAAGCAUUAAAAGAACCACUUGCAAACACUGUCAUGCUCUGCUUAUACCAGGAGUCACUGCUAGAGUCAGAGUAAGAAGGAAGAGAGAGAGACACAUUGUAGUGACAUGUCUUGAUUGUCGUACAGUAAGACGGUACCUUUGCAGGCCUGAUUAUGUCUUAUGGAGUGAACGAAAGGAUAAUAAUGCACAAGAAGAUAAAAAAGACAAGAACACUAUGCAGGAAAAUCAAAAGCAAGAACAGGGAAAGAGCUAGUAGCAGCUGACCUGAAAAUGGAAAGGAAGUGACUGAUAACAAAUAGUGUCAUAUUGUUACUAACAAAACGCUGUACGUGUCAAGAAGCCCUCAAGUUAAUGCUGAUGGCUUCCACUUGUCAGCACAAGUUAAGUGUCCACACUGACACUGCAAUAUGGGAAAAUUUUAAAAUGAACAGCCCCAGCUGAAACUUUCUUCUCAGUAGCUUUCAUUAUCUCUGACUCAAAAGUUACAGCCAUAGAAACAUGACAUACCAUGUAAAAUUUCAUUAGGUUGGGUAAUGCAAAUGUAUUGGCUCGACCUUUCUGAAUCUUGAUGAAAUCUUGCAAUAUGUCCAUUCAAAUGAAAUCACACAGACUAUCAAUGGUUUGAAUCAAGAAGGCAAUGGAUUAAAGCAUGAACAAACUUUAAGAAUCGUACAGUCAGUGAAAGAAUUUACUUCAGUACACAGGUCAACUUCCCUUAUUUUAUAUACCAGUGACAAACUAAUACAGUGCAAAGUUUGUGCCUUGAAGGUGUUGCUUUAUUAGAGCUGAAUGCUCUGUUGUUUGAUGCCUCACUGGGUGGGGUCAGCUUUGCAACCCAGUAGUCUGGGAUAUAGCAUUUAACUUUGUUACAGAGGAGAUAGGGAUAGGACCUUCACAUCAUCCCAGGGGUACUCUUGAGAAUACUCCUGACCAGUUAGGUCUCCUCCCGGGGGGGGGGGGGGUGUUACUCCCUUAUAUGUGCUAUAUAGGUAUGUGCGGCCCCAAAGGGUAUGCUUUUUCAGCUGUUUUGGUCAUAAAUAGGGUAUCGAUUUUAGCCAUCUUGAUCAUAAAAUUAAUAGGGUCUGGUGUUUGCAGUCUAGUCUUGAAUUGGGCAUGUUUUUUAAAAGAAGUUACUUUUUAAUCAUUAUUGAUAAGACAGAUCAACAAAAGCCCUUCACGAUGCCUUUAACAUCAGUCUGAUUAGGGAACUAAGUAUAAGGCAGGUCUAAAACAGGGUAUUGAUUUAGGGUCAGGCCAUAAAUAGGGUAUUGAAAAUUGCAGAUUUUGGUCAUAAAUAGGGUAAGGGUUUUGGGAAGGGGGCUGCACACCCUCACCCAAUUUUUCUUGAAGUGGAGUCCCCCUCACCCCAAAAGGAGGGCAAAACAAAGUUUUACAUGACAAGGAAAGCCAGCAAUAUUUUAUUUCAUUUUUAUGUGUUUCUCUUUACUGCAGUCAUCUUCCAUUAGUCAAAUAAAACUAUAACAAUAACAGUUACUGAUAGUAGUUUCUUUCUAUGAACAAAACUUGUAUUUUCAUUUCUGGGUUACAACAAAAAAUAAUGAAAAAAUAGAUCAAUGUAGCAUAUUGGACAAGAACAUUACAUAUUGUAACAUCAGAGUAAAGUUAAGUCUUAAGUCUAUCUUUGGCACUUAAGUUUAGGUAUUUGUUCUAUCAGAGGAGGAAACUCUGGUAUGUGACCAUUCAAAUGUACAUAUAUCUGGUACUGUUUAUAUAUUGGAUAAGGUGUUUCUAAUUUUUUCACA
Orbicella faveolata is the source of this 2040-nucleotide messenger RNA. RefSeq names its product ribonuclease P protein subunit p21-like. Lineage: Eukaryota; Metazoa; Cnidaria; Anthozoa; Scleractinia; Merulinidae. The record is from RefSeq and is a predicted model, not a curated record. Gene Ontology annotation, biological process: tRNA 5'-leader removal. Gene Ontology annotation, cellular component: nucleolar ribonuclease P complex.